Messenger RNA from Melitaea cinxia (Glanville fritillary), 1359 nucleotides. RefSeq lists its product as uncharacterized. Lineage: Eukaryota; Metazoa; Arthropoda; Insecta; Lepidoptera; Nymphalidae. Bases 1 to 1098 code for a protein of 365 amino acids. The transcript has 6 exons. The record is from RefSeq and is a predicted model, not a curated record.
AUGCCUAAAUAUAAAAACAAAAGUAAAGUAAAUCGUGGCCGAGAUCUACAAAGUUAUUGGCAAUUGAGAAAACAGAAAAACCAGUUAGAAAAUCAGGAACGUCAGCCUUUGACAGAUACUAACGCUGUACAAUCACCUGACGACGACGACCCGUCUAGUAUGACAGUUGAUGAGAAGGCAAAGCAAAUUAUGCUGAGAGCGAAUAAAAUAGGUAAAUACGAGGUACGACGAUACGAAGACGAUGACGACGAUAUACGAGCGAGUCUCGCUAGAGCGCUCGCAUCACUACAACGUUAUUUAACGCUUGUUAAAAUGAAUUCAAAUUCAGGCGAACUGACCUGGACGAAGACUGAAUAUGAUCCUGAAAUCGAAAAUACUUCUAUAGAAAACUUGUCCAAGCGUGACCGUAUGUACUGGAGUUCGGAAAACACGAUGAAACUUAUUGAAAUGUUCGAGAGGGAUUGCAAAGAACUUUGGGAUAAUAAACACCCAUCGAACAAAGACAGAUGGGCUCGGCAAGCGAAACACGAGUACCUAGCGAAUGCUUUCGGUACGACCGCCGAGGAGAUAAGUAGAAAGUUACAUAAUUUGAGGACGCAGUUUAAUAACGAAUUGAGAAAGAUAAAGCGCAAACAGGCGGGGGGAGAGUGUUCGACGGGGAGCAGUGGGUGGGAGUAUUUCGACGCCCUAUUGUUCCUGAUGCGUGAGCCCCCUGUCGACUCCAACGACAGCGUGGACGGAGUCAACCUCGCGCUAGCUGAAUUUCAAGCUGAUGAAGAUGCAGAGUUCGGUGCCCGGGCGCAAGUGUCCUUCACUAACUCACCUCCUAGAACACGGAAACCAGUUUUGAGAGUAGCAGCAUCAGCGCCCCCGCCUUUACCCCCGAGCGCCCAUCCAAUGAUGUGGCCGGAAGAACCGCGCCCAAGGUUGCGGCCUGGAAUAAAUACGGAUGAAUGUCAGGUAUUUGGAGACUUUGUUGCGUCCGAACUGCGAACGCUUCGGUCAGACGAAUCACGUAAGAGGCUGAAGAGAAUUAUCCAGAAGGCUAUUCUCCAAAUCGGAGAGGAAGAAGAAGAUGCUAAUAUUAUAACCGGAUAGCGCCGAAGUCGUCUAGCGUCUGAAUCUUCAGACCUCUUAGAUUAUUAACGCAAGAAGAGAUUAUGUUUUUUUUUAGUUUUAAGAGGAUAGGGUACCUGAGUGACUUGAAAAAUAGGUAUUUGAAUAUGAAUAUGAAUGAAAUAUGCCAUCGCCGAUAUUGUUUGUCGAUAGAUAUCGAAAAAGAACCGAAUAUGUAAGCGUCAGACAACCACAGAUUUACUAAUCAAUAUAAUAAAUAAUGAUUAAAUUGUUUUCUUCGUU